UCUGUGUACGGUAGCGAAUUAAAAAGAGCGGGAAAGCGCAAGAAGAAGUCUGAAAUUUUUUCUUUUUAGACGACAUUACAACACCUGUAUAUCCUUUUCUUGCAAAAUCCAAAACUACAGCAACUAAUUUUUCAAAGCAAUCGACAUGGAGAGCUCAGUCGAAGCGACGCAAAAUGCAGUGGAAGAUUGUCUACUGGCCAUCAAAGAAUCCAAGAUACUUGAAGAUCGCAUUGAGCUUAUGAACCAGUUAGGGGACACAGCUCCAACAAGAACUUCUCAUGUCUAUCAGAUUGUUGAAGCUCUCAUAGCCUUUUGGGAAGGAAGUUCAUGUUCCAGCAGCUCUCAGUGCAAGUUUAACAUGUCCAUCUUAAAUGUGGCACAACAAUACCUACAAUUUGUAGAUGCUUGUGACAUUUUUUGUCAGUAUGUCAUUCUUUCCACCAAGGCAAGCAAAUGGUGUGGAAAACAUUUCCACUCAUUAGUGCUUACAACAAAUGGGUCAAAAGACGAAAGCCACAUGUGCACUUUCAUUCAGUUGCUUUUAGUGUCUCUGAGUUUUGCUUCUGCUACAUCUUCAGCUUUGGCAAAGUGUUCUUACUUAUUUGAGGAUCAGUUUCUGUUGAGAGUGGAGGACUUUAUUUCGGAGCAAUUGACCUUAAUAAAGGUUGCAAUUUCAGAUAUCAAGCAAAUACAUGGCAAAGAACCAGAAACUGUUAAAGCUAGUCAGGAGCUUCUUGGUGCAGCGAUAAGGCUCUCCUCCAUUUACUGCCGAAGUAUAAAUUCCAAUGCCAACCAACCUAUGAAUGAUUAUAGAGAUGAAGUUACACCUCAUAUUGUUAAUAUAGCAUCCUGUGCAAUAGAAAACUUAUAUGAGUUAGGAAUAUUAGCAGCUACAGGUGGAGGUAAUUUGAUUGCAAUUUUGAACAUAUCUUGGAAAGGUGUGGUAUCCUUGCUACAGUUAGAGAUUGGCAAGGAGAUUAUGGCUAGCAAAGUGAAUAUAUCAAACAUUAUUUUAACUCUGAUAUCAUUGGCCACUGAAUCACUGAAACUUUCGGCACAAGUGUGGCUGCUGCAGUCUCCAGAUAGUAAGACUAUUUUACAUACUGUCACAGACCCUGAAGCAAGAAGGUCCUGCAUUCCUAUAAAGUUCUAUCUUUUAAAUGCUGUACGCAUUUCCUCUAGCUAUCCAAGCCAUGCCUUCAAAGUCUGUGAUGAUAUCAUGUCAUGUGUUUUGAAAAUUUCAGCUCUACGCUUUGCACUAGGUUUCCAAGAUCACCUUAGAGCUGCUUCCGAGGCAUUAGCAGAGAUCUUGGAGCCCACUUCUUUCCUUUUUCUGUGUUCAUUACUAAAUUCAGGAGAAGCAGGUUUGGACUUAAAGCUACGUGUACUUGAUAUAUUAUUUCCAAAUGACAGCAAAAUGUGCAGUUCAUCAUUAGAAGAAAAUGUGGAUGCGAUUCAUGUAGGGGAAAUCAUCAUACGUGGAUUAUUUUCUUCUACAAGUGAGGACAAUUCAUGCAGUGGAAUCUUGAUGCUUGGUCGUGUAGCUGUGCUUUUGAAUCUCCUAGAAAAUUCUUCAGACCUUGGAGCAGACAUGGUGCUUGCAAUUUCAAAAAGGCUUGACUGGCUUUUAGGUGCCAUGGCCCAAGAGGAUGUUUAUCUGUCAACACUAUAUGCCCAAAUUCCCACUAUUACUCAUUCUGAUCCUCCCUGUAAGUGUACCUGGCAGUUCAUGUUUUAUUAUAUUGCACAGGCAUUGAAAACCUUUCUAAUUGUGGCUGCUCCAAGUGCAGCAUGGAUAGAGGUUGAAUCAUUCCUUUUUCGGAAUAUUAUUCAUCCACAUGCCCUUUGUUAUGAACUUGUUUCGGAGCUUUGGUGUUUUACAAUGCGUCAUGCUCAAUUAGACUUGAUUGAGAAGAAUAUAGAUACACUCUGUUCACUUCUCAGAUCACUAGCAGUUUCUGACCCUACAUUUUACUCUCAUAAGUCUUUGAGAAAGCUUGCUAGAUCUAUAUGUACAAUUAUAGAACAGUCACCCAAAUCUGUAGUGGAGAAUGUCUAUAGUAAGUUAUUCAGUGAAUAUGACAUCGUAUCAAAGCCAUCAGUGGUCAUUGCUGCAGCACUCUUAGAGGAAGGUUUCCCAUUGCAUUUAUUAUCAGAGAACUCUAAGAAACAUACUGUGCUGAAAAUUACAAAUGCAUUUCUCGAACUUGUGUUGAAAUUUAGUGAGAAAUUGGGGGGAAUGCGUUCCAGAUAUUCUCCAUGUGCAUCUUCAUCUUCGAUCAAAGAACCCAUCUAUUUUCUGUCUUUGAUGUUAUCACAAUGUAAACUUGAAGAAGUUGAAAUUAAUGAUGAAUGUGUUGGUAAAGUCCCAAAGCUUGCAGUUGCUCUUAUCAAAUCAUACAAAUUAGCUAAAGAGAGAUCACAAAGACAUUAUUACAGCAAUCUUCUAAGCUAUACCUUGGAAGUGAUGUCAUAUGUGAAUCGUAGGCUUGGAUCUUGUGAUAUUAAGGAUGUUCUCACCACUUUAGAUGGCCUCUUCAUAAAUGGUGAUUCAAUAUCAGAUGAGGCACAAAUAGAAUUUAAACCAGCACUUGCUUUGUUCCUCGCAAGUUUAAGUUCAAUGGAAAUUCCUGAAGAUGAAGGAAAUGCUGCAAGUAAAGCAAUGUGGAAACUUUAUCAUCUCAUUUUAAGAGAAAGACAUUGGGCUGGUGUUCACCUUGGGCUUGCUUCUUUUGGGUAUUAUGCUGCACGCACUCCAUGCAAAGAAUUAUGGCGCUUUGUACCAUUGGAUGCAGCUUUGUCAUUUGACAUUAAAUCUGGUAAAGAAAGUAAUGUUGAGCAGUUUAUGUCUGAGUUAAAGUAUUUCUUAGAGAAGGAAGGAGCAUUAAAUUCCCUUUCAGUUUGUGAGGAAGAGAAAAACUUUCUAAGGAGAGAAGGCAUGCUGCAAAAUAAAAUAAUCAGGAACUACUGGCUGAAUAUUGAAAUAUCUUGUGGAGAGCAGAAGCAAAAUGAACAAGGUUUUGAAUCUCAGGAAAUGGAAAUUGAUGCAAAUAACAGUGGCAAGGAGGAAUCAGAGUUUUCAAUGAGCAUACAACAGGGAAUGUCAUUGCUACAAAAAGGUCUUUCAUUGCUGCAUGCAAAUUCUGCAAAAUGGCAGGACGAAGAAAGGUUUAAUUCAGAGCAGCGAGAUAAGCUGGCUGGUCAUCUCUUCUCAUUAGCCGACAUCAUAAAGGAAGUAGGAAGUACUUUUCAUAGUUCAGACUAUACUCUUGAACAGUAAGUGCAUCAUAUAGGUGUGCAUGGAUUACUUAUCUACCAUUUAUUGUGCUAGUGAAUGAAGACUGUUUUUCUCUAGUUAAUACUGAAUUGGGGAAGGCUGAGAUGUUUUAAUUCCCUAAAUAAUGGGAAUCUGUUACUUGGAUUUGGCCCAAAAAUGAUGCUGAAUGUUGAAGUCCUUCCACAUUUAUGGCUGGCCUCGAUAGAGGCUUCAUUCAGAUGAAGCAUAUCAUGCAACACAAAUUUGGUUCUGACAAUAGUCUUCAAGCAUUAAAAUGUUUCGUAUUGGCAUUCAGUUGUUGUAAUGCAAGCACUGUGCCAUGUGAUAAUAGAAGAUAAUAGAUAAGGAUCUAAUUGAACAUGGGAUGUUGGCAGUUGCUUGAUGCAACGUUCUCCUGAUGAUCAUUCUUUAGGUUUUAGCUAUUUGGGGUACUUGUGACCAAAUUUUUUUUGUAUUUGAUUUCACAUAUAUGGAGCUUUUCUACUGCUAAAUAGCUGGACAUCUUGGGCCUGUCUUUUUAUUGUGGGCUCUGGAAUUUCUAUGUUGUGUUGGAGAUUGUCAUUGGUGUAAGGGAUCACAGGGCUAAAAUUUCAAAUGAAUUUUUUAUAGAUGCUCAAAGAAAGACAUGCAACUUUAUAAAA
This is a messenger RNA of Cryptomeria japonica (Japanese cedar), 3918 nucleotides long. RefSeq lists its product as uncharacterized. Bases 146 to 3280 code for a protein of 1044 amino acids. The record is from RefSeq and is a predicted model, not a curated record. The transcript is spliced from 7 exons. Lineage: Eukaryota; Viridiplantae; Streptophyta; Pinopsida; Cupressales; Cupressaceae.